AUGGGUGAAAGCAUGCAACUUUACUUACCAACGGAGCAUCCUAGUUUUCCUUCAUUUCUACGGCUAUAUUGGGAUGAAAUUCAGUUGUUCCUAUUGUCCGAUUUAGAGUUCAAUUACUUCAACGAACUGAAGAACCACCUAGAGGAAGAAAAUGUAAAAUAUUUCGAAUAUGUCUUCAAAGUUUUGAGAGACCCUGUGGCUGUGAUCAACGAGCAUAUGAGAGACAAAAAAGCGUUCAGAACUCGGAGACGGGAUAAGCGUGACCAAAAUCAUGCUCAGUCAACGGCUGACAAAGAUAACAAGAAGAUCGCUACGGAUUUAAGAGAGCAGGUCUUGACCGCCUUCAUCCGACGACUGUUAUUUGAUGUGAGAGGGAUAAAAAAAAUAGACGAAAUGAUCAAACACAACCAUCGGGAGUUAUGGCAGAAGCUACAUUUGGACCAUAGAUUAAUAAAAGAACCAAAAGUUGCACUUCUUUUUCUGGAAAAGUUUUUUAGACAAGUAAAUGAAGAAGGGGAGUCGGACGAACUCUUCCUUGACAGAAUCGCCACAAGCUUUCAGCCUCAGCAUGUUAUCAAAAGUUUGAAAACGAAGUUUGAACCUACGACCAGUGUUUGGCUCCCAUUCCUCGAAGAAAUGGAGAAAGAUUUCGGUUCGAAAAAAGCUCAUUUUUUGAACACCCAAAGCUGGUCUAGAGCUUUUCUGCGUUCUCUUCCUAUGCUACCAUUCUCAACUGAUGAUUGGUUUUUCGAUUUGGUGGAAGCCUGUGCGAAAGAUCCGUACAACUCGGCUGUGCUUAUGUACCUUCUACCCAAACACGAAGAAAUUCUGGCUGCCCGUGAGCUGGAAAUGAGAGCCUUCAAGAUAAAAAGAAUUGCUCCUGUGUCCCUUAUUCCAGAAAUUGAUGAAACUGAGCCUACUGAGAUGAGACCUCCUAAAGACUAUGUCAAGGAUAGAGAAUAUGAGGAUACCUACGAACCUAAGGAAUUAGUACUUCGUUCUUACCAAGAAGAAUUGGUGAGCGCUGCUAUUAGCUCAAACGCUCCGAAUGUGAUCAUUUGUGCCCCUACGGGUUCAGGAAAAACGGAAGUUGCUGUUUACAUUGCUAAACAUCACUUGAAUAAGAAGAUGUCUAAUGAAAAAUCUGGGAGAGUGGUCAUGCUUGUUCCCAAAGUUCCCCUUGUGGAGCAGCAGAAAAAAAGAUUUCAUGUCUACUGCCGCGGGGAUUAUUAUAUUGAUGGGUUCCAUGGUUUGGAGAGGCCACGAAGUAUAUCGAAUUCUAACAUAUUUUUGCGAGCUGAUGUGAUGAUCAUGACUCCGCAAGUUCUGAUAAAUAUGCUGAGAAGUGUUAGAAAAAACGAGCGUGUCUAUAUUUGCGAUAUUUCACUCUUAAUUUUUGAUGAGGUUCAUCACUGUGAUAAAGGCCAUGCUUACAAAGAGCUAAUGGAUAUGAUUGCCGAAUACAGUUAUGAGAAACCCCAGAUUAUUGGGUUAACUGCUUCCUUGGUACGAUCCAGUAGUCAAACCAUAGAAAGUGCAUUAAAUUCUAUUUAUUCGCUGAUGGCUAAUGUGACAGCCACAGCUCUCAGUACUGUCCUGAUGCACCAAAAAGCUUUGAAUGAUUUCGUACAAAGACCAGCUGAAGAGUAUUUUAAAAUUUCAACUGUUCCUAGUGGCUUCCAACAGAAGAUUCGUAAUGUAAUUGACAAAAUUAAAAAUCGAAUAAAGCCUUAUUUGGAUGACCUAAAAAAGAAAAACGAGCUGGGUUUUUCAAAGCUGCAACCUAAUGAAGCCAAAAUUGCCAAUGAUUACCCUAUCAAGUCUUUUAUAGAAAGUGUUAGACGUUUGCAAGAGGUGCUAAAGAAAAUUUCUGGAGUAUCUAAUAAGUCAGAAAUCAUGACAGCCUGCAAGUUUCUGGUGGCUCUCGGCAUGUGCCUUGGAAUGGCUGAGCUCAUGCCUUACAAGCCAGCUUUGGUUUACCUGAACAAAGAGAUUGAAGAAAUAGCCAUCCAAUUCCGGUCUCCAUUUACAGAGCGUUAUCAUGAGUUUUAUCUACAAGAAAAAGAUGGUCUUGAGGGCGAAGCAAAGGAACAGGCUAGGAGCGGUAAAGACUGUGAAAUUCUAGAAAAGCUAAAGAGCAUUCUGUUGGAACGUUUCAAAGCUGACAGUACCUCGCGUGGUAUUAUUUUUGUUCAGGAACGCUCUACAGCCUAUAUUUUGUGUGAACAUUUCAAUAACAUCCGGUUGUUGGGAGGACGCGCUGAUUUUGGCUAUGUCAUUAGCGCUCGGGCUCAAGGAGAAUCGGGUUUUUACGGUCAAAAAAUGACUGAACAGAAAAUGGUUCUGAAUGAUUUCAAUACAGGAAUUAAGAAGGUGAUUGUAUCUACUUCUGUACUGGAUGAAGGUUUGGACGUGAAGGCUUGUAAUUUAAUUAUAAAGUACAACUGUACAUCCUCUGCCGUCAGUAGAAUACAGAAGUCAGGUCGAGCCCGUGCUCGUGACAGUAAAUCCUACCUACUGUGCCUGGAUCGUAGUACCGCAAAUGCGGAGUAUGAUGCAAUUAUCGCAGAAAACGCAAUGAAAGAAGCUUUAGUUUCUUUGAAUAAGGCUGGGCCCAAAGCUCUCGAGAGAUGUGUUCGGAAUGUAAUGGAGAACAACGCCAAAGCUCGUUCCCGGAAUCUCGAGGUACUUAUGGAAAAUAUGAAGAAGUUAGCAAUGAAAGAGUACGACGUCUGUUGCCCUCGGGAGCAUUUAAUCUGUAGAAGUUUGGAAAUUCGUUUGAUGAACAAUAACCACGUAGUUAUCGAUAAAGAAAUUUGGGAUCGCGUGAGAAUAGUACCCAAGGAAAUAAAAAACGAACGUCAUAUGGAUCAGUCCAUGUUUAAAAUAGGAAAAGCUCUCUGCAUGGGCAACGGAAUUGAUGAAUGUGGAGAAGAUAUAGGAAACAUAAUCUGUUGUAGUGGUGUUUACCUCCCAACUCUCAAAGUGGGGAACCUUGUCUUUGUUGAACAUCGGGAAGGCAAUGCGCGAUCGAAAACUCAUAUCAGCAAGAAAAGUUGGGAUGCUGUUCACAAUGAGCUUUUCUAUGUAAAUCCAGCUAUAGAAAGUGAUGUGAAACGAAUGCUGCAAGCUUUAGCUGAAUCAAACUCACAACCUGAGGCGCUCACAACGUUAGACACCAGAUACGAACAGAUGCGCAUGCAGAUAGCACUGUUCGAGGAAAGGAAACGUCGAGAGAAGGAAAAUAUGAGAAUUCGUGCAAACCUCCCUAAAAAGCUUCGCAGUUUUGAACAAUUUGGACAAAGAACACUAAGCUCUGGAAGUAGUAGCGAAAGUUUGUCUGACAUUGAUGAAUAUGUUGGAUCCGACUGA
Molecule: messenger RNA, 3372 nt
Organism: Auanema sp. JU1783
Lineage: Eukaryota; Metazoa; Nematoda; Chromadorea; Rhabditida; Rhabditidae
Source: the annotation of a GenBank genome assembly